Molecule: messenger RNA, 2395 nt
Organism: Trifolium pratense (red clover)
Lineage: Eukaryota; Viridiplantae; Streptophyta; Magnoliopsida; Fabales; Fabaceae
Product: glycosyltransferase family 92 protein RCOM_0530710
Exons: 1
Coding region: 376-2184 (602 amino acids)
Source: RefSeq, a predicted model, not a curated record
AAAAAAAAAACAGCCAAAUUUUUUUUUGGUACAUAAAAACAGACAAAUUAACUACACUUAAUAAGAGUGAAAUAUGCUCUAACCCAAAAAUUAAAUAUGAAAUACUAGUGCUUUAAAUUUAGAAUUUAAUUUAUAUAUACGGUACGGAGGAAAAAAAAAAAAGAACCUUCUUCCAUUUUUCUUUUCUUUCUUCCACUUUGGCGACUCACUCAAUCAUUUCCAACACCAAUUCCCUUCCUUCAAUUCAACCAAAAUUCUCUUUGCUCAUUCACCAAAAUCAACACAAAAACCAAAACCAUCUUAAUAAUCUUCUUCUUCUUAUUAAUAUUAUUAUUAUUCCCUUUCUUCAACCAAUUUUCAUAAACAAUUUUCAAAAUGGACACAGAACAAAAACGCAAGAGAAAAAGAGUUCUAACAAAACACUUUCACAUAUCAUCAAGAACAAUUUUUCUCUGUUUUUCUUUCAUAAUCUUCUUAAUUUUCUUAUCAAAUUACCAUGGUUUCUUCACUCAUAAACCUUCAACUUUAUCACUUCUCUAUUCUUCAGCAAGCAAUUCAGUUCUUGACCCUCUUCAACCUUCAACACCAACAGCAACGGUUUCUUUCACUCUUCAACACCAAAUCCUCUUCCCAAAUCACUACCUCAUAUUCAUAACCAAAAAAAACCAAUCCCAUCAAUCAUUAGAGUGUGUUUAUUAUACUCUCCAAACCAACGGUUCAACUAAACCGGUACUUGAUGUUCAUGUUGAACCGGUUCAAUCAAUGGAUUUUUACGAUGAAUCUCGAUCCAUAGCAAGGUGCCCAUUUACUCAAACCAACUUUUCAACCUCCGGUGGGGUUAAAGUUGUCGACUUGCGGCGGUCCGGUGAAAUGGGUCGUCGGAGUUUUGGUGUUUUGAAGAACCAAAAACCUCAAUCUUGGGAUAGGGUUGCUUAUGAAGCUAUUUUAGAUGGUGACACUGUUGUUGUUUUUGUUAAAGGGUUGAAUCUAAGACCUCAUAAGAUCUCGGAUCCAACAAAUUUUCGAUGCCAUUUUGGUUUAAGAAGUUUCCAUAAAGAUGGUGCUGGUGCUGCUUUUUUGCUUAGUACAAAAGCUGUUUCUGUGGCACAAGAAAUUGUGAGGUGUGUUUUGCCACAAAGUAUUAGAAAUAAACCUGAUAAAGCUUUUGGUGUUAGGGUUACUGUUAGUAAUUUGAGUGGAAAUUUGCGGCAUCAAGUUCGAACGCUUUUGCCAUCGGUGGCUAGAAUUGGUAGUGGAAGUGUUCAUAGAAAGAAGAAUAGUGAAAAGUAUGAGCUUUGUGUUUGUACUAUGGUUUGGAAUCAAGCUUCUGCUAUAAGGGAAUGGGUUAUGUAUCAUUCUUGGCUUGGUGUUGAGCGUUGGUUUAUCUAUGAUAAUAAUAGUGAUGAUGAUAUUGAAAAAGUGAUUAAUGAUCUUGAUUUUGAAGGGUAUAAUGUUAGUAGAAAAGUUUGGCCUUGGAUUAAGACACAAGAAGCAGGGUUUUCUCAUUGUGCUUUAACAGCUAGAGAUGAGUGUAAAUGGGUUGGUUUCUUCGAUGUUGAUGAGUUUUUCUAUUUUCCGAACGAGUUUCGUCAUAAUCACCUUGCAAAAAGUGAUAGUAAUAGUAUUAGUAGUAGUGUUGUUCCGGGUGAGAAUUCAUUAAGAUCAAUGGUUGCGAAUUUCUCGUCAUCAACGUCGAUUGCUGAGAUAAGAACAGCAUGUCAUAGUUUUGGUCCUUCUGGUUUAAAUUCACACCCUAAAAAGGGUGUUACAAUAGGUUACACAUGUAGACUUCAAAGCGCCGAGCGGCACAAAUCCAUUGUGCGACCGGAUUUGCUCGACGACAGUCUUCUUAAUGUGGUUCAUCAUUUUCAGCUAAAAGAUGGAUUUGACUACUACAACAUGCCAGAAGGUAGUGCUAUAGUGAACCAUUACAAGUAUCAAGUUUGGGAGAGUUUUAAGCAAAAGUUUUUCAGAAGAGUUGCUACAUAUGUUGUUGAUUGGCAAGAGGAUCAAAACAAAGGGUCAAAGGAUAGAGCACCAGGACUUGGAACAGAAGCAAUUGAACCAGUUAAUUGGAGGUUAAGGUUUUGUGAGGUUUGGGAUACUGGCUUAAAGGACUAUCUAUUGUCUUAUUUUGCUGAUCCUAUGACAGGUUUAUUGCCUUGGGAAAAGUCUUUACUAUAAUGAAUUGAUACACAUGUAAAGGAAUAUAAUCAUACUUGUUAGGCAUAUUCAUUCUUUCCAUUGUUUGUGGGGAGCUAUUUGUUACAGAAAUUUUGUUUUUGUUUAGUUUUUUAAAUGAUUUUUUACACAUAUGAAUGAAAUUCACAGAGGUUAUAUACUCAUGUAUAUUUAAAGCAAUUUGAAUGAAUUCCUCUUCCAUUUUUUUUAUUCA